CAUUCGAACGGUUCGCACAAGCCAAAUGAAAAUUUGUCAUCGUGGUUGUCAACCAUCUAUUCGAUAUAAUCGCAUAUAAUUAUGCAGUUUUUGUUCGCAAUCAAAAAAGUUUUCAACACUCAAAAUUAAUUAAAUGUUGAAUUGUUGAUUUUUUGAUACAAAAAAAAAAUAUUGGUGGAAAAUUGCCGAGAGUGAGAAUCACAAAAAAAUAAUAAUAGAUUUACAAUGGUGUAUUGAUUUUUUUUCGCAGUGAAAUAGAAAGCGAUUCGUCAUAGAGCCAGAGAAGCUUAUUAUCUCAGUUGUGUUUAUUUUAUUUUAUUUUUCCGUGGAUUCUAUCCAUCUCUGAAGCAGAGCGGUAUUUUGUUGUUUCUGCAAAUAGCUAAAUCGUAAUAAUAACGGGACAAACGACAGCGGCAGCAACAGAAACAACGAUAUAUCCAUCAAACAACACGAUACAGCGACUCAGGACUCGUGUGCAGAAAUGGCCGACUAAAAAAAGAAACACGGAAAAUCCUCAUUUAACGUAUGAUUUUGAUUGCAGUAUGGUAGCACAAUACUGAGGAAAUGUUUGGCAUUUAGUUUGUUGGUGGUGGUACUGGCGGCACUAAAUGAAAUGAUAUCAAAAAUGUAUUCACACAGUUCGGAUGGCAGUAAAUUGAAUUUGCUUGGCAGCACAUUUGGUGGCCGCAAUAAACGAAACUACAAACGCCAAUGGAAUGAGAAAAAACGUGCUGGCAUGAGUUUUUUAAUUGUCAUUGCAUUUUUCACCGUUUUUGCAUUGAUCAUACUAACUGAAAUACUGAUGAUUGAUGAAAAAAAUAAAUCACAAAGUUUCGGCAGUGGCGGAAAUUUACGAAACACGGGCUUCAAUCGCUUCGGUGAAUCGAUACCAGAUUAUGAGGACGUCAAAGAUGAAUACGGCAUUGAAGAUGCGGUAUUCUUACGAAAUCGAAAUCGAGAUAAACAUCGCAGUGACACAAGCGAACGGCAUUCAAACGCAAUUCCAAGUGUGGUGGCAUGGGGAUCGGUUUUACCUGUGAAUAUUGAACGAACAUUACCAUCUUAUGCUAGUGAUAUGAAAGCAAUCGACGGUUCCUGGCAAAUUGUGAACGGAACAAGGUAUAAAUUUUUCGUUUUUUCUGCCUUCUACGAUCGACGGGCUGGAAAAUUGAUACGUAUCAUCGGUGCAACGAAAACUCGCGUACCAGAAAAAGUGUGGUGUCGUUUCGUGUAUAAUACUGGCAAUGCCACUACUCCAAACUAUAGAUCGGUGUCUGUUAUGGCACGAGUUAAGGUGAUACGUGAAAAUUGGAAUUUGAAAUAUAGUGCGUGCUUUGUGCUUUGCCCGGUAACAGCGCCUGAUAUAUCCGUUCCAUAUGCAGUAAGCGUUGUCAGUAGACUUCGAUCACCGCCGGGAAAUGUGCUUUUGGUUCGAAAUACCGAUGACGAUGUCGAUUUAGUUAAUACGACACAUAUCACAAACAUUCCAGAUAAAAUUGCCGUUUGUGUGAAACCCUUCCAUUUUGAUUAUGAUUCGGCAUUGCAUUUGCUCGAAUUUCUCGAAUUAAACACACUUCUUGGAGCAUCACAUUUCACAUUUUACAACCAUACACUUGGUUCGAGGGCGUCAUGUGUACUCAAGCAUUAUAUGAAUGGGGAUUUCUUAACGGGCGAUGCAACAAAUGGAUCGAAAAGCGAAUAUCGUCGUCCGAUUGCAAAUCAAAGGGCUACUAUCAAUGUGUUGCCAUGGGAUCUGAGAAUGAUUUCACAAAGGGAUAUUCGAACCGAAGGAUUGUUCGCAGCCUUGAAUGAUUGCGUCUAUCGAAACAUGUACAGAUAUCAGCACCUUGCUCUUAUUGAUUUAGACGAAUUCAUCAUUCCACGAUACAAUAAUACAAUCAGCGAACUAUUGAAUCAUUUGAAUUCCAGGUGGAUGAAAUUUCGAAUUAAUGGCCGCAAUACGGGAGCGUAUUCAUUCCAAAAUUCAUUUUUCUAUUUACAAUUCCCGGACGACCCGGUUGUCUAUUCGCACGAUAACACAGUUAAUCCAGCUCUGCGGGCGGCUUUGAUCACGCAACGAAAAACCAGAAGACGCGCCAAAUUGCAUCCACAAAAGCAAAGAUCAAAGUAUAUUUGCAAGCCAGAAGCUGUUGUUGAAGCUGGCAAUCAUUUUGUUUGGGAAUUUAUAACGGGCCGAGGCUCGCUCAAUGUUCCGGCUGAUGCAGGGAUUUUACAUCACUAUCGUGUCUGUGAGUUUGGCGGAGAUGAUUGUAUCAAAGCACCUUCAGUUGUGGAUCAUACGGCGCACAAAUAUUCCGAUCGGUUGGUUCGACGUGUCGAAGAAAUCUAUAAUCAAUUAAAAAUACCAUGCAAUUUGGUUGAUUUACCGAAAAUACCGACCACUCCGCCGCCGCCGACAACAACAAAGCCAAAAAAGAUUUCCCAAUUCAAUGGGCAGCUUAUUGGUGAAAUAACCAAUAGUUUCACAAGUAGCGUCCGAGCACAAACAACUACUUAAUGUCAAACCCUAAUAUACCGAUUUCCACCGUUACUAAUGCGAGCUAGAGCCACUAUGGACUAAAACUAACGAUUAACUAAUGUGAUCAACUUCUAUUGGAGGUCUUGAACUAAUAAAUAUUGUUUAGAUUAAAUGAAAGCGAAGCAAGCAUGGCCUAUAAAGAAUGGCACAGAGAAUUAGUUUUCUUUGGAAAUCACAACGAAAUACAUAUUGAUUUCAACCAUAACUCAUUCAUAACAUAACAAAAGAAAAACAAAUGAUUACCUUAGACUGCUUAAAUUGGUUGAUCCACAUUGAUCAAUUGUAGGGCUUUUAAUUCUAAAACACAAACCGCUUAGCUAUCAUUGUAGACGACUGAAAUGAUAGUGCAUCAAUCCAGAAACUCACACAAUAAUAAUGCUUCAAAAAAUUUGGAAAAUUUAUCGUUGUUCAAAUUACGAAAGAAUAACAUAUCAAUUGAACGCAUUUGAAAACAACUCACAAUAAAAUAUAUGAAAUCAACCAAUUUAAAAGGAAAAGCAACUACCAACUAUUUGAAAUCCUGAAUAAAAUAGUUUUGAAAAUGUUUUUUUUUAAACAGAAUACAACUAUUUUCUACACACAAUUGUCGGAGAUAAUGCAUCCAAACAAAAAGAAUAAAUCAACUUCAUCACUUCUAGUCGAAGGACAUUUUCAUCCCAUCUACCCUAUACGUAAUUUCAUGCUUUUAGAGGAAUUACGUUAAACUCCUUUUAUAUUGAACUAAAAAAAAAGAAAACAAUAAUAUGCCAAGUAAACGGCAAAUAUUUAUUAAUAAAUUAAUUGAAUUUCGAAUGAAGAAAAAACUGACUAUGUUUAUGAAAAAGUCAACCUUCAGAACACAUGCUAACAGAUUUAUUUUUGUGAUUUAAGUAAGAAUGAAGAAUCUUCAUUGAAGAUGUUUGUUUUUUUUUUAAUUUUAUUUCAAGAACCACAACAAUAACAAAAGAUUGUUGUGAACUCAUACAAAGUACCGCCGACGAUUCCAAAUGUAUUUAAUAAAAUUAUAUCGCAAUAAAAUUUAACAUUUCAUAAUUUAA
Contarinia nasturtii (swede midge) is the source of this 3576-nucleotide messenger RNA. RefSeq lists its product as uncharacterized. The coding region runs from base 614 to 2518 and encodes 634 amino acids. Lineage: Eukaryota; Metazoa; Arthropoda; Insecta; Diptera; Cecidomyiidae. The record is from RefSeq and is a predicted model, not a curated record. The transcript has 10 exons.